AUUAGGAAGUCGUAUUCACCAUCAAUAUGACAAGUUUUAAAUGUGUUGUGACAUUUUGCAUUUGUUUUAUAUUUACAAAUGUAUUCAGUCAAACAGAUAAAAAUUUCUUUCGAGAUGAUUACAAAUUUAUAGAAGAUAGCCACAGUUUUUAUAAAAUCCACAUUACAACUAGAACAUGGAAAGAAGCAAGAAAAAGAUGUGAAUUAGAAGGAGCAAGUCUUUUCUACCCUGAAGAUGUUGAGGAGGUUGAAUCAGUUAUUACUUUCUGGAAUAAAACGCAAUCGUUCAAUACUGUAUACAUUGGCAUUUCGGAUUUAAUGGCCAACGAAGUCUAUAUCACUGUAGAUGGAGUUUCAAUAAAGGAUGUUUACAAUAACUGGGCUCAAGGCGAGCCCAACAACAGUGAUGGUAACGAACACUGCUUGACUAUGACUCUCAACGGUACACUCAACGACGAUAGAUGUGACAAAAAAUACCCCUUUAUAUGUAAACAAAACCAAGCCUCUAUCAAAUGGAAUGAUUUUUGUAACGUACCCGAUUUAGAAUACCGAUUUAGUGAUGAGACAUCCCGCUGCUAUAAGCUUCACUCGUAUCCCGCAACUUGGAGCGAAGCGGCGCUAGUGUGCGAUAUCGAGCAAUCGUACCUGGCUGUAAUAAAUAGCGAAAUAGAAGCACAACAUUUAGCAAUGUUAACUGGCGAUGCAUUCAGUACCAAUGACAUUACUUCCAAUUUGUGUAGUUCCAUCGCUUUAGGAUUUAAUAACAAGAGCAAAACAGGCUGGGAAACAAUAUUAGGCGAAAACAUAGAAAGGAGCGGAUACAAUCAAUGGGCAGAAAAUGAACCUGAUAAUGGAAAAGGGGAUAAGGAGUGCGGUGCUAUGGACUACAAUGGCUCUCUGACUAGCAUCAGCUGUGAUGCACAAUGUUAUUUUAUCUGUGAACAUGAGAACAAGUUGCUUGGUUACGUGGAUGAUCGGUUUAGCGAUUAGAUCUUAUUAGGUUUACAUCCCUUGUAAUCCCUUAAUUAAACUCACGCACAAAAUAUAUAUUUGUACAUUUAUAUUUGUACUGGG
Molecule: messenger RNA, 1073 nt
Organism: Papilio machaon (common yellow swallowtail)
Lineage: Eukaryota; Metazoa; Arthropoda; Insecta; Lepidoptera; Papilionidae
Product: macrophage mannose receptor 1-like
Exons: 5
Coding region: 27-989 (320 amino acids)
Source: RefSeq, a predicted model, not a curated record